AUAGCGCCCAGUGGCAUGGGCCACGUGACGCGGGACAUGGCGUCAUAAUAGUGCAUUACCCUCGUCGCCAAGUUCACAGCAUCACCUCGUUUGCCUGAUACAUCCCCAUUCAUCACAGCAACAGCAACAAACUGCAUCCCACCACAGAGCCCCCCCUCGAAACCAACAACACAGGCCAUUGCCGCAUGCCGAAGAGAUCGACUGGGAUAACGCCGGUACUGAUCGGAGUCACGAAGAAGCUUGUAUCUAUGGCCUGGUAUUGCUCUGGCUCAACCAACACGGAGUUGAUUGACAAUCUCUCCAAGCUGGGACUAAUCAAGAAUGAAAGGGUGAAGAAGGCGAUGAUGGGGGUCGAUCGAGCCCACUACGCGCCCUCGAGGCCAUAUUCGGACUCACCGCAGCCCAUAGGUCAUGGCGCCACAAUAUCAGCCCCUCACAUGCAUGGGCACGCCUGCGAGUACCUGAUUGAUCACCUCAAACCGGGCUCGCGCGUCUUGGACAUCGGAUCUGGCUCCGGGUACCUGACGCAUGUUCUUGCCAACCUGGUGACGGGGUCCUCAUCCCCUGACCACACCAAUGGCCAUGUCGUCGGCCUUGAUCACAUACCAGAGCUGGUGGAGCUGGGCGCAAGCAACAUGCACAAAUCCGAUCAAGGCCGUGGGCUCCUUGAUACCGGCGUGGUGCAAUUCGUUGUGGCCGACGGUCGCUUGGGAUGGAAAGAAAGCGCCCCAUACGAUGCCAUCCACGUUGGCGCAGCGGCGGAAACCCUUCACCCGGUACUGAUCGAGCAGCUCCGUGCUCCGGGACGAAUGUUCAUCCCCGUAGACACGGAGAACGAUGGAGGCUUGGCCAGCAGUCUCGGCUCAAGUGGAGGACAGUUUAUUUGGAUAGUGGACAAAAAGGCGGAUGGGUCUGUUCACAAGGAAAAGGUGUUCCCCGUUAGCUAUGUGCCACUGACCGACGUGCCCCGGACUUAACAAACCCAAUCCCCAUCCACCCCAGUACCUUUUCUUCUAUUGACUCGAUUGCAUGCGGGAAGCAAGAAAGGAGAAUGAACGAAACUACGACCUAUUGAUGUAUCUCGGAUGGCAUGUAGAAACCCAAUUCUCGAGCAGUGGUUCAACAUUUAGGGAAUGACACUGGCAGCUUGUGAUCCAUACCAUCCUGCUUUGUUCUGUAUUUCUUUCGACAAACUAUGGUCGAGUGGAAGGGCAGAGAAGCAAGAAAAGACCGCACGAGCCAAGGGCAGGAAAAGUCGUACACGGACAUGCCAGCCCAGCCUUUCACCAAUAAAUCAAAUAAAUAACGGUAGUAGAAACUAGCGAAAAGGGAAACCGCCUGGAAAGUUGAAUCCCUGACCAGAGAACUUGAACUGUGGCCCACCUUGCUGAAAG
Messenger RNA from Aspergillus steynii IBT 23096, 1394 nucleotides. RefSeq names its product protein-L-isoaspartate O-methyltransferase. Gene Ontology annotation, molecular function: protein-L-isoaspartate (D-aspartate) O-methyltransferase activity. Gene Ontology annotation, biological process: protein modification process. The coding region runs from base 249 to 977 and encodes 242 amino acids. Lineage: Eukaryota; Fungi; Ascomycota; Eurotiomycetes; Eurotiales; Aspergillaceae. The record is from RefSeq and is a predicted model, not a curated record. Gene Ontology annotation, cellular component: cytoplasm. The transcript is spliced from 2 exons.